Molecule: messenger RNA, 1552 nt
Organism: Trachemys scripta elegans
Lineage: Eukaryota; Metazoa; Chordata; Testudines; Emydidae
Gene: LMNA
Product: lamin A/C
Source: RefSeq, a predicted model, not a curated record
AUAUUUGAGCCGAGAUCCGUGCAAGUGACUCAGACUGUCAGUAUCAGCGAGGCAGACGCAGACGUGGGGAAGGCAGCUCCAGAGAUCUGAGUCACUGACCCGUGCUCCCGUCUCUCUGCCAGGCUGUGAAGCGCGAUGGACACCCCAUCUCAGAAGAGGGCCACACGGAGUGGGGCGGGUGGCACCCCGCUCUCUCCCACCCGCAUCACCCGCCUGCAGGAGAAGGAGGACCUGCAGGAGCUCAACGACCGGCUGGCCGUCUACAUCGACCGGGUGCGCUCGCUGGAGUCGGAGAAUGCCGGUCUCCGGCUGCGCAUCACCGAAUCCGAGGAGGUGGUGAGCCGCGAGGUGUCGGGCAUCAAGUCGGCCUACGAAUCGGAGCUGGCAGAUGCCCGCAAGACCUUGGAUUCCGUGGCCAAGGAGAGGGCGCGACUGCAGCUGGAGCUGAGCAAAGUGCAGGAGGAAUUCAAGGAGCUGAAGGCACAGGGGUUCCCCGAACACAUCACCAGAGCAGUUUGUUGGCUGUGUUCCAGGAAUGGCAAGAAGGAAGGGGACCUGCUGGCCGCGCAGGCUCGCCUCAAGGACCUGGAGGCCCUGCUCAACUCCAAAGAGGCCGCGCUCACCACCGCCCUGGGGGAGAAGAGGAACCUGGAUAAUGAAAUCCGGGAGCUGAGGGCGCAAGUGUCCAAGCUGGAAGCCGCCCUGGGCGAGGUGAAGAAGCAGCUGCAGGACGAGAUGCUGCGUCGGGUGGACGCCGAGAACCGUCUGCAGACGCUGAAGGAAGAACUCGACUUCCAGAAGAACAUUUACAGCGAGGAACUUCGUGAGACCAAGCGCCGCCACGAGACCCGCUUGGUGGAGAUCGACAACGGCCGGCAGCGGGAGUUCGAGAGCAAGCUGGCCGACGCCCUCCAGGACCUGCGGGCCCAGCACGAAGCCCAGGUCAGACUGUACAAGGAGGAGCUGGAGAAGACCUAUGGCUCCAAGCUGGAGAACGCCAAGCAGUCGGCCUUUGGUUCAGGCCCAGAAUCCUUUAGGAGGAGGAUCAAAUCAUCAGGCCUGUUUCUCAUACACACUAAGGCCCUUUUACGUCGCUCUCACAGUGGAAAGUGGCCUUCAAGUGGAUGGAACUGUAACUUACCAGCCCUGCGAAAAAAGGACCUUGGUGCAUUUCACCCAGCGGGCCUGAUUCUCAUUGACAGCUCUGUGUCAGCUUCAGAUUCUGUUUAAUCGCAUGGGGGCAUUAUCUUAAGCUCUCUCCUUUUGUCCCAUUUCCUCUGCUUAACUGCCAUUCCCCCACCAGCUGCCGCACUGCUAUAGCCAGGGGAGAUACUGCUGGGUUUAGUUCUCGUACUGUACUGUUGUUAGUCAAUGACACUUCUUUUUCUUCUUCUAAAGGCAGCCAAGUCGUGCCUUAGAGGGUGAUACUGAUUGGUUGAGUUUAAUCAGAAAGGGAGAGGAGCGAGGAGCCCUGUUUAGAGAGCUUGGUAGCACAGGAUCCGGUUCAGAGACCAAGGGCCGAGCGAUCAGGGAGACAGAGAGACCGUUUCGG